CAUGACAACACUAGCAAGAGAGAUACUGCAGGCUGGAUUUGCAUUAUAUCCGAACACUGGUGGUGGCACCAUGACAGUGUUUAAAAACUGUACUGUGGUGUUAGAUGUGAAAAAUGUGCCUUUUAAAGAAAAGAAUAAACUGAGAUUAGCUCUUCUGGAGAAUGGAGGAAACAUCUCAUAUGUCAUCAACAAAGAGUGCUCUUUUGUAGUCACUAGCAGUGUGAAUGACCUGAGCAGUAACCGGCAGCGCAGCAUCCAGAAGCUGCAGAUCCCAGUGGUCGGGACGCAGUAUGUGUGGAGCUGUUUGGACCAAGGGCAUCUCCUGCCUUUGACGGAGCAUAAUUUGACCCCACAGCUGCCAUAUCCCACCUCUGAAUUCCUCCCUCCUUCAGAGGUAAAAGUGUCAACACACAUACUAGGAAAAGAGACGUUCAGAGGUCACCCUGAACUCCCAAAGACUGAAGCUGAGAUUCUUGAGAAGGGUGGACCCUGUCCUGGCAGGUUCAGAGUUUACAAAGAAGGCGACCAUGACCUGCCUGAAUUUCCUUCAUAUUUUCAAGUGGCCAAGUAUUCAGUUUUUGAGAGGGUCAAACCCAAGACUUUGUCUGUUCUGGAGCUGCAGAGUGCCAAAGGCCGAGCAGGCCAGCAGUAUCGUGUGUUGCGUUCAGUCUUGCGUGAAGCUGAGACCGCAGUGGUUCAGGACAAGCUUGUGUUCUGCGUGACGUCUGAAGAUGCUGUGGAAGCAUAUCUGCAGCUGAUGAAGCAGAUGGAGACAGAGGAAUUCACAAAGACACACACUCUUCCCCCUGAGGUUGAGCGCUUGGCAUCCUAUAGCCUCCAGCAGCUGCUAUUGGAGGAGAAACUGAACUGCAGCACAUUGUCACAGGAAGUUGGUGUCUUUGUGGAGCUGGUUUGGACUGAAGCUCUCGGUUCCCUUAAUAACAUCCUGACAGUCCCUGUCUCCAGAAUCAGCCUCAAUGAUGUGAGCAGGGUGGAGGGAUUGUUACUGCAGGCACAAAAGACGGAGAAAGAGGAUGAAGUCAAAGCCCUGCUGGAGGAGGUCAACACUCUUCUGCCCCUCAGAAUGAUCGACCCUCCUUCCAAAGACAAGCUUGUGUCUCAGAAACUAGACCUUUGUCAGCUGAUCAGAGAUAUUAUAAAUGUCAGCGAGGCCACUCUGGGAAGCCCCUCACCCUCGUCUCUGGGAAAGUAUCGAGCUCUGAGGUGCAGCAUUGAGGUUGUUCCACCACAAAACCCUGAGUUUCAUGUUGUCUCUCAACUGCUAAAGGACAGGCCUGUUCAGAUUCAGCAGAUACUGCGUGUCAGCAGAGGGAUGGAGCUUCAGUUGUUUAAGGAGGAUUUAGGUAACAUUAAACCCCUCCUCCACUCCACUAGUUCCAGCAGUUUUGUUGGAAUACUGUCACGAGGUCUGCUGCUGCCUAGGGUUGGAGUCGAACAGCAUGGAAUUGAGAGAACGGAUAUCGGGAAUCUUGGAGGAGGAAUCUACUUGAGUGACUCUCUGAAGACUAGUGUAAAAUACUCCAAGCCCAGUUUGACUGACGGCUCUCGGCUGCUGUUGGUAUGUGAAGUGGCUUUGGGUCGGUGUAAGGACCUGCUGAAGAAAGACACCACUUUGACUUGUGCUCCUGACGGCUACCACAGUGUACAUGGAGUCCAACGCACUCCCAACAGACUCUCUGAAUUUGAGGAUGAUGAGUUUGUCGUCUAUAACACAGAGCAGAUCAGACUGAAGUAUGUGGUGCAGUACAGUCUGGAGGGAGACAAAUUAAAAGAGUUCCAGCCUCAAAUCAACACUCAGCUCACACAGCUCACGGACACAACACCUGAUAUCUUGUCCAGUGAUGACAGUGAGGGUUUGGAGUCCACUAAGAAUCCUCUGGAGGAGAUGAACGCAGGUUUGUUGGACAGCAGUGGUCAGAAACUUCCUCUACAUGCUGUCAAUGUGAGGUGUAAGCUGAUGGACCUGCUGUGUCAGGUCAUCAUUUUCCAGACCUACACAAACCAGAGUGCUGUUCCCAUUGAAGCAAAGUAUGUCUUUCCACUGGAGGAGACGGCAGCAGUGUGUGGAUUUGAAGCCUUUAUCAAUGGAAAACAUGUCAUUGGAAAGGUAAAGGAAAAAGAGCAGGCUCGUAAGGAGUACAAGCAAGCCAUAGAGAAAGGUCAUGGAGCCUACCUGAUGGACCAGGAUGCACCUGAUGUAUUUACUAUCAGUGUGGGGAAUCUUCCUCCUGGAGCCACAGUUUUGAUCAAGGUGACGUUCAUCACUGAGCUGGUGGUCAGAUCAGGCUCUAUAGUCUUCUUACUGUCUGGCAGCGUGGCACCAUGGCAACAGAGAGCCACCCUUAAUCAGACAACUCAGGCCACUGUUGAAAAGAUUGGAGUGACGGAGCUUCAGUCAGAGGGGGAGUUUUCUCUGUCUAUGUCCAUUGAAAUGCCUUAUGAGAUCAUCAACUUGAGCUCUUCACACCGCAUCAAAACCAAGAGGACAGACUGUAAGGCAGUGAUCAGCACGUUACCGGGACAGACUCUGGGAUCUGAAGGAUUACAGGUGUCCUUCAGUCUUUCUAAUAUCCACAUGCCCAGGAUGUGGGUCGAGAACCAUCCGGAUAAAGAUAGUCAGGCCUGCAUGCUGGUGUUUUAUCCAGACUUUAAGUCAAGUGGGGUGUUCAGCUCUGGAGGUCCGUCCAGUGUGAGCGAUGUGGUCAUUCUUCUGGACUCCUCCAAGUCCAUGCAGGGAGAUGCCAUGCUGAACGCUCGCAGGAUUGCCCUUCAAGUCCUCAAAUCUCUGGACCGCUCACUGAAGAUCAACAUCAUCUCUUUCAGCACUGAUUACAAGGAAGCUUUUCCUGCACCAGUGCCUUUAGAUGAGGCAUCUGAAUCAGCCAGAAAAUUUAUUAUGUCAUGUGGCGGCUCUGGUGGCAGCACUGAUCUGUGGCGGCCUCUCCGGAGCCUGAGUCUGCUGCCUCCCUGCCGGGGAGUGAGGAACAUCCUGCUGCUAUCUGAUGGACAUGUUCAGAACCAGCCUCUGACCCUACAGCUGGUCCGAGAAAACUCCUGCCACACACGCCUCUUCACCUGCGGACACAGCUUGACAGCUAAUCGUCAUAUGCUCAGAGCUUUGGCUCAGGCAGGUGGAGGAAUAUAUGAAUUUUUUGACACAAAGAUGAAACACACUUGGGCAGAAAAGGUGCGCGCUCAGGUUCAGCGUAUGGAGUCUCCAGGCUGCAGAUCAGUGGCAGUGAAGUGGCAGCAGUUUAAUCCCACAGUGCCGCUUCCUGUUCAAGCCCCCUCACAGCUUCACGCUCUCUUCAGUGACUGUCACACUCUCGUAUACGGAUUUGUGCCAUACUGCACUCAGGCCACACUGUUUGGUGAUUUGAGUGGACAAGAGAUCAAAACAAUGGUGUCCACCACAGAACUACAAAAGACAAAGGGAACUUUCCUUCACAAGUUAACAGCAAGAGCGAUCAUCAGAGACUAUGAAGAUGGCAUUCUAGCUAACAGUGAGGCAGAACAUGAGGGGAAGAAAGCAGAGCUAAAGUCCUACAUCAUUGAGCUCAGUAAAGAGUUCUCCAUCUUAUCCCAGUUUACAAGCUUUGUCGCCAUUGAAGAGAGGGAGCAGAAUGAGCUUGACACUGGAUUCACAGAUAUUCCAAAAAUCAUAUCAGAGGAGGAUGUGGAUAUUUUGCCAUAUAUGGGCUCGACUGAAGAGAAGCUGAAGUCUGUGCAUAUUAGUAGUGCUGAAGAUGAUGAUACGGAAUCAGAGGGAUGGCGCAGUAGCUCCACAUCUGAAGAUCUCCUGGGUUCUGCUUGUGUAGCAGCUGAUUUUGAUGAUGAUUUAGAGGAUGAAUAUGAAAAUAAGUUUAGAAAAAAAACAUCUGCAGCUCGCUCUUCUCCUCCUCCUAGCUCCAGUAGCUCCUGGCAUCCUUCACGUUUUGAAGGUAGCACUAAUGCUUUCAGAGGCUAUCUGAAAAAAUUGUCUGCUCCCAGGCCUGAAGCAGCUCGUCGAUAUGAAAUACCAGUGGAAGUUCUCUGCAAGGCUAGCAGGCUUCCUCCUCCUCCUAAUUGUGGUGCCUCCAUGAGUGACAGGCUUCCCCCUCCAGCUGCCUCCCAGGUUACCGCCUGUAUGCCUCCUCCUCCUGCUCAUCCUCCUCCUCCUCCUCCUCAUCCACGUGGUGGUGCCUCCAUGAGUGACAGGCUUCCCCCUCCAUCUGCCUCCCAGGUUACCACCUGUAUGCCUCCUCCUCCCUCGGUGGAAUCUCUCUCCAAUAUUCGCCGGAUUUUACCUCCUUCUGCUGAUGCCAUGAUGUCUAGAACUGGCCUCUUGAUCAAAAGGCGUCCCGCUCCCCCUCCCCCCCCGCUUUCCUCAUAUGAGCCUCCUUCCUCUGAUCUUCUUAGUUUUGAAUCAGUUGAUUUCAUAGAAGACGGCCUUGAUUCCCUUACAAAAAUGUCUCCAAUAUUUUGCCCCACGAGUCCAAUUGUUUCCUCUGCCACAGAGUUUGCCACUGAGCUUUAUGCUUCAACUCCUCCUGUCUGUGCAGAUCCUCCUCAUCCUCCUCGUCUUGCAUCUCAGCAGUUCAUGUCCAUGACUCCAAGCCCCGCUCCCCCUCCUGCUAUUUCUCGCAGGGUGGGCGCAUCUUUUUGCGGGAGGAGCAGGGCUGGUGGCUCCAUUGCCUUUGCUCCACCUGCAGUGUCUGCACCACCCUCUCCCGCUGCGUCUGGUGGCUUUGGUGGUUCCUUCAGAAGUAAGAAUAAGCGUUUUGGUUUUGGUUCCUCAGCCCCUGGAGCACAGCGAAAGGAACGGAAACAACUACUCAUCCAAAAAGUGGAAAAACCAAUAAGCAGACGAGACAAAGUGGCCUGGAAUGAGCUGUUUGAGCUUCAGCAUGAGGAUGGAUACUGGGAGUGCACUGACAGGCUGAGCAGCUUCCUUAACCUGGACGUAGACUUUUUUGCAAAUGUCUUCCUUCAAGAGAAAGGCAUCUGUUCCUUAGGUGUGAAGGCUCAUGCUGAAAUUCUGAGGCUGAUGGCGACUCUGCUGGUGCUGCAGCUGAUCCGGGUGAAGAAGCUGGAAGUGGGACAGCUGCUCGAGUCUCUCCUCCGACUAAAAGAGUCCCAGGAGCCCAGGUACCAGCACACGUCCUCAUGCGGUGUAAUGAUUGACUCUUGUGUUUUUGUAUCCAUGACUAUCUGCUCUUCUCCAUUCAGACCGAUGUACUGGGAGGCAGUGAAGAGGGCCGUGGACUGGGCCUGCCGGACAGACAGACAGUAUCCGUGUGUGUGCAGCAGGCUGGAGAUCGGCCGGGAUUGGGAAUCAUCUACACGUCAACUACUGGGCUGUGAUUCUCCACACCCAUAUUCCCCACUCAAACCUGUUCUAGAGAGACGUAUGGACAUAUUUGUCACGUAGAAACUUUUUGCUAGCCUUUUUCUCCCAAGACUAGAUCAAUGACUUGUAAUCAAAUGUCGCUGUGAUUUUUAGUGAAUGUAUGAACUAAUUUCUUCUCAAGUUCACACAGAUUUCCUAGCAGAGCAACAAACAGCCGUAGUUCAUCACAUUAACUAUGAUUAUGAUGCA
Molecule: messenger RNA, 5599 nt
Organism: Sinocyclocheilus rhinocerous
Lineage: Eukaryota; Metazoa; Chordata; Actinopteri; Cypriniformes; Cyprinidae
Product: poly [ADP-ribose] polymerase 4-like
Exons: 33
Coding region: 2-5431 (1809 amino acids)
Cellular component (GO): cytoplasm
Molecular function (GO): NAD+ poly-ADP-ribosyltransferase activity
Source: RefSeq, a predicted model, not a curated record